Topomyia yanbarensis is the source of this 4627-nucleotide messenger RNA. RefSeq names its product irregular chiasm C-roughest protein-like. The transcript is spliced from 13 exons. Gene Ontology annotation, biological process: cell-cell adhesion. Gene Ontology annotation, cellular component: cell-cell junction. Gene Ontology annotation, molecular function: cell adhesion molecule binding. Bases 1617 to 4448 code for a protein of 943 amino acids. Lineage: Eukaryota; Metazoa; Arthropoda; Insecta; Diptera; Culicidae. The record is from RefSeq and is a predicted model, not a curated record.
ACGAGCAGCUCAGCUCUAUGACUGCCGAAGGCUUCCCCCAAAAACUCGGGGUUGACGCAGUUCAAAAUCUAGAGCAUAAUUUAGUUAGCAUACAACUGUCGAUGCAAUGAAUUUUUGCUCGUACUCAGUGCCCGGACAGACAGGACCUGUAGCAGCAUAGCUAGACGAGGACAUCGCCAAGGGGACGGAGUGAUUUGUGUUUUCAAUGGUGGGUCCCAAACCCGUGGUCUCGGUCGUCGCGCGUGGUUGUUCGCGUCAAUCGAUUUCCCCCUUCAGUUUUCUUUCCCUUUUGCUAAAGUUCAUCGUCCAUCGUUUAGAACUUACACGACUGUAGGAUAGCAGCAUAAAUAAAUUGUACAGUACAAAGAGGUUCUGUUCGGUCUAUGUUGCUGCCAAUUGACUGUGGGAAAAGUUUCCCUUUCGUCAUUUCAGUGGGUCAGACAAUAACUCAAAAUAAAGUCUGAGACUUGCAAGGUUUUAUGUGACAACACGGCAAAACGUACUGGUAUGAGAAUCAGCUUGCAGUUUUCAGAGGAUAAAGUUAAACAGACUGUAGGAUUUGUUGUACGUACGUAAGGUAAUCCACACCACUCGUCGCUGCAGUGUACGUCGCAGGGGAACUACGGAAAAAGUCCCAUGGGUGCAGUGUAAUUAAUUAUUAAACGCUCUUUGUAAGGAUUUCCGAACCUCGUUCCGCACGUGAAGGACCGCUUUACCGGCAAAUGUGCUACGGCCGUCUAGUGAACAAGAGGCAACGAACCAGACGAACUACGACCGAAACAUUGCACUAAAUGAUGGCGUUCCUUUAAAAGGAAACUAUGUAACAAGACCACAUGUGCGUAUCUGGUUGUGUUCGAGGGUGUGUGUGUGUAUGUGUGCUGAAGAGAAUGUUGUGCUUAUCAAAUGGAAAUCGUCCUUUGCGUCGGCAGUGGAUAAACCUGGUGUAAAGGGGUUAGUGGAGGAGCUAAUUGCUGUUUUCCUUGAAUCUCCUUUCACAGGAGUGGCGACAUCGUCCUAACGAAAUCGAUUGUUUUCCUGGUUCAUUAUGCUGAUUGUAUGACAAGAUUGCACAGACGGAAGAGAAGAUACGUAUCUCAUCAGUUGGAGGAAGUUGUUCACGUGCAAUUGGCUACGUAGUGUGCACAAAUUAUGAUGCGAUUCAAGUGAUUCAAGGAAACGUGCAGUGCAUGAAAUAGAUGAAUGGAUUAGAAGUUGGAAGUGGAACGAGGCAUUGAUUGGGGAAGCUCUAGUGAAACUACAUCAUCAAUUGAUGCUAUUCGGGAUGCAUUAUUGAGAUCGGUAUAUCAUAGAAAUAGUACAAUUUGAAGAUGCAAAUAAUAAUCUAACAUCGAAUAUUGUUGGCGAAAAUCGUUCCCACUGUCGACACAUCCCAUACGCGCUGCCCUGGUAGCUAUGCUGUCGAAAAGAACUAAACACAAUCCGUUCAUGUAGUGCCCGAAGUAUUAACCGUAAUUAAAAGUACUUAUCUGCUCUACUCAGAGCUUGGCUGCAAAUCCAAUCGUUCAACUUCCCGUGGAACUUUCCCUUACCCGAGAAGAAUGUACAUUGCAUGUUCCACUUUGCUAUAGUUGACCGGCCAAUUAAGCGCACGGAGCAUGGAUCAACUGGAUAGGUUGGACUUAAUCAAUUCCGAAAAUCAUCACCCGGAGGAAAAAUCGUGUCGCAGCCAAAGUUGGAGCAAACGGAGACGACGGAAAUGGGUGCUGUCCAACUGUUGCGCUGUACCGUUCCGAUAUUUUUAUCUCUUCCUGCUAAUACGAAUAUCAGCGGUAGCGGUGAAAAAUCCUUCCAGUGUCGGUAGCAGCAGCAGUAGUAGUGCCAUUGGGGAACGAAUCUACGAACAACAUCAGCGCUUUGCCAUGGAACCUCAGGACCAGACCGCGGUAGUUGGAUCACGGGUGACACUGCCUUGUCGGGUGGUGAACAAAUCGGGACAGUUACAGUGGACAAAGGAUGACUUUGGUCUGGGAACCAACCGGAUUCUGGCAGGCUUCGAGCGAUACUCGAUGAUAGGAAGCGACGAGGAAGGAGACUUUUCGCUGGACAUAUUUCCAGUGAUGUUGGACGACGAUGCCAAGUACCAGUGCCAGGUUGGUCCGGGCAAAAAAGGGACUCCCGGCAUAAGAUCUCGCUUCGCUGCGCUGACAGUACUGGUCCCACCGGAACCACCGACAAUUGUACAAGGAGAUUUCAUGGUCACAACUGAAAAUCGGGAAAUCGAACUGGAAUGCGUAUCGGUCGGAGGCAGGCCAGCAGCAGAGAUGACCUGGAUCGACGGACUGGGCAAUGUGCUCACGAGUGGAAUUGAGUACAUGAAGGAGCCGCUUUCCGAUGCCCGCCGUUUCACGGCCAAGUCGAUUCUCAAACUGACACCUAAAAAGGAGCAUCACAAUACAACGUUCACCUGUCAGGCACAGAACACAGCAGAUCGCACUUAUCGAUCGGUUAGGCUGAAGCUGGAGGUCAAGUAUGCUCCGAAAGUGAGCAUCACAAUCAUUAGCAGCAACGACGGCAGGAUUUUGGAAGGGAGCGAAGUACGGUUGCACUGUCAUGCCGAUGCCAAUCCACCUGACGUUACGUACCGAUGGUACGUUGGCAACGAAAUGCUGAUUGGAGACUAUUCUACUGAACUGGUCAUAUUGAAUACCUCUAAAAAGUACCACGGCACAGUUGUGGAAUGUGAGGUGCGCAAUGUUGUCGGUAAGAGUGAGAAAAGUGAAACAUUGGAUAUCAGUUAUGCACCGUCCUUUCGCAGCCUCCCGAAAUCGGUGGAGGCUGACCUAGAAACCAUGGUAUCCUUGUUCUGCGAUGUGGAUAGUAAUCCCUCGCCGGAUAUUGUUUGGAUGCAUGAUGGGUCUGGUCGAGUCGCAUCUACUUUGGCCAACUUUACACUUACGGUUAUGCACUCGACAGCCGGCCGCUACGUAUGUAAGGCUUCUGUUCCCGGCUUUCCGGAGGUGGAGGCGGAGGCGACCGUUUAUCUGAGAGGGCCGCCAAGUAUCAGCUCGCCGAGACAGCAGUUUGGUAGCAUUACCGAUACCGGGCGACUCGAGUGUGAGGCUUUCUCCAUUCCGAAGGCGAAACAUAUCAUCUGGGCGCACAAUGGGCACGACAUUAACACCAGCAGUGAGCACGACGAGUACACCGUCAUCGAAAGCCACCAACCGGAAGGUGUCAAGUCGACUCUUAUCAUUCACAACAGCCAACGGCAGCACUUUGGCGGCUACAAUUGCACCGUAAUCAACGACUAUGGUCUCGAUUUUGUGGAAAUUGAAUUCAUCUCGAAAGAAAAUAUUUUAUUACCAGUCAUCAUUUUCGGUUCCCUUGGCGGACUGACACUUUUAAUCAUCAUCGUCCUGUUGGCAACGUGCCUUUGGAGUAGAAAGAGCCGAAAGGAGCUCCCACCAGCGGAUGUGAUACCGAAGCACCACGUUUCUGAAAAGGACUGCAAGGAGUUGGACCGCCGUACAUCGAACGUUAGUGACCUGAAAAUCGAUCGUGAUAAUGAAUUUAUGGAAACCAACCUUGGAUCCGAUGGUAUGACAACUCAGGUGAAUGUGGUUCUCGGGUCAAGCACUACAAUCGCCAACCCAAAUCACGCAAGGCAGUUGGAUGAAGCUGUUGGCUCCAUUGGAAGGUGUACUGAUUUCCGCGCUGCCGAAUAUUUCACUGAUAGUUUCAACCAGUUGUCCGGUAAAAGUACUGGGAAUAACAGCAGCACCUACGCACCCUUUAUGGAUUACUCCCGCGAAUACAAUGCACCUGCUACUCAUCUUAUGCAAUUCCGAACGAGCACUAGCAGCAAUAACAUCAAGAAUGACCUGAGCCCUCAGAAUCACAACCCCAUCACCAGUAGUGGACCCACGACUCUUGGACGCCAUCGUAUGCCUGUCCUAAGACAGGAUAACGGGCUUUCCAGCAUACAAGGCAGCGUGGUUUCACUAUCCAAUAGUCUAAUCAAGCCACCACUACUUCAUGGUCAUCUUACAAUUGACUAUCGAUACGGCAGCAGUUAUGUCAAUUCUAAUCACCGUACAGCGAAUAGCAACUCGUCCAUCACCAUUCCUCCUGCUACAGCAAAUCCAGCUGUUACACCAGCCCCACCGCCGUAUAAUGUUGCUACACGAUCUGCGCAAGGGUUGGGUGCUGCUACUACAACGGGAAACCUAACAACUGGUUCCGGUUCCAGCCCAGGAACAGCGGGAGCAGAUUCUACUAGUCCGAGUUCUAUACAAUCAAGUUCUCUGUCACUUUCUCUGGAUUCCCAACAGUCUCAAGUGCUUUCUUCUCUACCAACGGGAGGUGGAGAGACGAAUGGAAGCAGUGCCGCACCGCUGCCUGGAAGUCCUUCCACUGGCACUGGCCAGUUCAUUCUUCCCAACAGUUCGCUCAUCAAACAACAGGGAAGCCAUGCAACACACGUCUGAAAUUGUACGAUCACUUGGACGCUGCAGUACAGAAUCCGCGUUGAUUUAUGGCAAAUUGUUCCAGCACACACCGACCGAAUCAAAACAAUGACAGGCAGAUCCAGGAGAAACCGAGAAAAAUCGGCGAUGAAAUAUUGAUUAAAGUAUGUACAAAUCGAUUCAGGAAAGAAUAAAAAAUA